AUGCAUCAAGUUUCUUCACAACGCAUGCCAGACCAUACUGUGUUUUCUGUCAAUGAGAAAUAUUUACUAGUGUUUCUUUCAUCAAGUACAGCUAUUUGGUCUUCAUUUGGCUCACCAAUCUAUUAUCCAGCUCUACAAAUCUUAGAAGGUUAUUUCCAUAUCGAUCAGGAGUUGGUGAAUGUUUCUGUUGUCGUCUAUAUGGUCUUUCAAGGUUUAUCACCAACUUUCUUUGCUGCAUUUGCUGAUAAGUAUGGAAGAAGACCAGUGCUUUUAGUAUGUUUGGUAAUAUUUAUUGGUGCUUCUAUAGGUCUUGCAGUCUCAAACUCUUACGCACUGAUUUUAGUAUUAAGGUGUAUUCAAUCGGCUGGUAUAUCACCAGCUAUUUCUAUAAGUUGUGGUGUUAUUGGUGACUACACUCUCCGUCAUGAAAGAGGUUGGUAUGUUGGUUUAACAACUGGAUUUACACUAAUGGGUCAAGCAUUUGGGUCCUUAAUCGGUGCUGGGUUGAUUGCAGGUUUUGAUUGGAGAGCAAUCUUCUGGUUUUUAGCUAUUGGUGGUGGUGUUGUGCUUAUCCUCGACUCUCUAUUGUUACCAGAAACUAAAAGGUCCAUUGUUGGCAAUGGUUCCAUAAAACCAAAGUCCAUUAUUAACAAAUCUCCAAUAUUAUUAUUACCAAAUAUACAAAGAAAAUGGCGUUUGAAUGAACCUGAUUUAUCAACAAAAGCUGAACAAGGGAAGAUCGACUUGUUGAGCUCCAUUAGAAUUCUUGGUGUUCCAGAAGUCUCACUUUGUUUGUUGACAGGUGCUAUACAUUUUGCACUUUGGACUGUACAGCUUACAGAACUAAGUGAUCAAUUAUCUAAGGGUUAUGGCUAUUCAGUGAUGAAGAUCGGUUUAUGCUAUUUGCCCGGUGGUAUUGGUGGUUUAUUUGGCUCAUUUAUGUCUGGUCGUUUAUUGGAUUGGUAUUACAGGAGAUCUUUGAAGGAAUUUGAGGAUAGACAAAAAGCUGGACUAACUGGUGAGAAAGAAGUAUUCAACCAUUUCAAAACUCGUAUUAAGAUUGCAGUUCCUUAUGCUUUAAUGACUGACCUAUUUACAAUAAUGUUCGGUUGGUGUUUAGACCAAAGAGUUCAUGUUGCCAGUGUUUUAGUCAGUGCUUUCUUCAUCAGUUAUGGUUGCAUGGGGGUCAAUGGAAUAAAUACCACAUUGUUGAUUGAUUUAUAUCCCUCCAAGAGCUCUGCUGCAACUUCUGCUGUUAAUUUAACAAGAUGUAUUACAGGUGCUGUCUUCAUCGCUGCAUUGGCUUCUAUGAACAAAAGCAUGACAGUUGGAGGAACAUUCACACUCUUAGCAGCCUUAGGUGCUGUAGCUGCCUUAUUAUUACUUAUACCAUUAAAAUAUGCUUCUGGUUGGCAAUUAAAGAGAAAAGAAAGAGAAGAAGCUCGCAAGUUGAAAGCCGUCAAUGCUACCACAAAUUAA
This is a messenger RNA of Hansenula anomala, 1479 nucleotides long. RefSeq lists its product as uncharacterized. Lineage: Eukaryota; Fungi; Ascomycota; Saccharomycetes; Phaffomycetales; Wickerhamomycetaceae. The record is from RefSeq and is a predicted model, not a curated record. Gene Ontology annotation, biological process: transmembrane transport. The transcript has a single exon. Bases 1 to 1479 code for a protein of 492 amino acids. Gene Ontology annotation, molecular function: transmembrane transporter activity.